Thyridium curvatum is the source of this 1515-nucleotide messenger RNA. RefSeq lists its product as uncharacterized. The transcript has 2 exons. The record is from RefSeq and is a predicted model, not a curated record. NCBI's taxonomy places the organism in Eukaryota, Fungi, Ascomycota, Sordariomycetes, Thyridiales, Thyridiaceae. Bases 1 to 1515 code for a protein of 504 amino acids.
AUGAAGGUCUUUGGGGCUUUUCUAGUCGCUCACCUCAUCGGGGAUGCUCUGGCAUAUCCCGCGGAGCAUUCCGCAGGCGUCACUUCGAGGGACGAUACCUCGCCCGCUGUCAUCUUUCCCAGGAAGCCCAAAGCCAAGGUUCCGCUGCCCCCUGGUGCCGCCUGGGCGAAGAAGGAAUGUACAGACAAAGGCGUGAUCAGUGCCAACGACCCUUCCGAGAAGCGGUGGAAAGCCCUCGACACCAAUAACGCCCUUAUCUGGGCCGGCAACUAUCACGAGGCGCAUAAGAAGAGCGCGAGAAUUCCGUACGUGGAGUACAUUUCGGACAUGUUCCACGGCCCGGAGGGUUGGGACUGCCAGAAGAUCACCAGCAAGAAGUGCAACGAGGGCGUCCAGUGCGACCAAGUUUCCACCCCGGCCAUCUACUUCGUGAUGAACUCCAUCUCGACCCUGCACGAGAUCCUGUUCAAUGCCUACUCGGCUACCGAUACCGCGAGGUCGGAUCUCCAAUUUUCAUUGGGGCCCUUCAUGGACACGUUCUGCCCAAAGAAGAAGCCCGACAUGGCAUUGGAGAUCUUCAAGACCAUCAUCGACACAGUCGCAUUUGCUGCCUCGAUGAGCUCGGCUUAUGUCUUCAAUAGGCUCAUCACUACCGGGCCAUUGCUGAGCAGCGACCAGCGUGGCUUGAUGAAGGACAGUGCCAACGCCGGCAUCGCGUACAUUCUGAAUGCAAACAAGGACAACUUAAAGGGCCCCACGAGCGAGAUCGGCAACCAGAACAAAAUGGCCGACCAAGCCAACAUCUACUUCAAACAGAUCAUGCACGCCUUCUCAGACUACACCGACAAGAUCUUCAGCGGAAAAGGCAACUACAAGCAGCAGCUCUUCAACCUGCUCAAGAACGGCGCCUUCAUGCCCAACAACAACCUCAACGUCAACGUCGAGGACCUCCGCAACGAGAUCCGCACGCUCGUCUACGGCCGCAUGAUCCCCCAGGCCUGGCGCAUGAGCCCCAAGAAGGCGUUCAUCCCCGUCGUGCUCGAGACGGACGAGAAGUGCGGCUCGGACAAGCGCGGCAUGACCAAGAAGGCCUUCACCGACAAGACGGCCAAGAGCACGCGCGUCUGCGUUGACGGCGUCUGGAUGUACCUCCUCAGCGCCCAGCCCUUCAACUGCCGCCCGCUCGGCGACGAGAUGUGCCCGCAGCAGGACUUCUUCGAGCCCCUGCCCGGCGGCACGCACGACGUGCUCGAUGGCAAGAAGUGGGGCAAGAUCAAGGUCGAGGACGUCGUCCGGUCGGUGCACGAGGGCUACAAGAAGAAGGGGCGCAAUGGCUACAAGGCCGACGGCAAGGACAUUGGCAAACAGAAGCCCAUGGACUACUUCUCCAAGGGCGUGCGGUUCCCCGGCUACUGGGACGUUCCGUUCUGCCCCAAGGGCAACUGGAAGGAUAUUGUCCUGCGCCUGAGCGACGGUUCCGGCAAACGUGGCCCUUUCUGGCCCUGCGAGAAGUGA